Salvia splendens (bonfire salvia) is the source of this 396-nucleotide messenger RNA. RefSeq lists its product as uncharacterized. The record is from RefSeq and is a predicted model, not a curated record. The transcript is spliced from 2 exons. Lineage: Eukaryota; Viridiplantae; Streptophyta; Magnoliopsida; Lamiales; Lamiaceae. The coding region runs from base 1 to 396 and encodes 131 amino acids.
AUGGGCAAUAGGAAGAUGCCUUCUCCCGCUAUCAGGAAGCCACACGCCCCGCCUGAGGUGCCUGUUGAGUUGCCUGAGGCUGCAGCAGCAGAGACAGUGCCACAGGAGAAGAAAGAUGGGGAUGAGAACAAGGAAACUACUACUUUGGUAGAUGUCUGUGAACCAGCUCCGAAGAUGGAACUGGAAACAACUGAGGUGAAACCAGUGGAGGAGGAAGGUGUUCCAGUUGAGGUAAAGCCAAAGGACGAGAAAAAAGAGGUAUCAGAAACGGUAGAAGAAAAGGAGGCAGCAGAAACUGUUGAAGUAAAGGAGGUAGAUGGAAUAGAAGCACCCAAGGACAAGAAAGAGGAAGCACAAACUCAUGUCGUGCCAAAGGAGGAUAAGAAAGAAGAAUAG